AUGGACAUUCAUUUUGUCACAGGGAAAGGUCUUGGGAACGUCAGCAUCAUGCGUAUUUUGUACCGCAAUCUCUGGAGCAUCCAGGCAGUACUGGCCAAUGCGGUGAACAACUAUGUUGAGCGUAGCAGCGAAUGCCGUAGUGUGCGAGAGGCAGCGUUCCUUUGUUCUCCGCCCUUCAAGUUUCACAGACAGCGUCAAGCAUGUUUAAAGGACCUGGUGUCUCUCUACAACAAUGAAGAGCAGGGCAUGAACCAGAAGACGAAGACAUCGCUUGGACAUGCCAGUAGGCUUCUUCCGCAUCACACCAUCUAUACUCCGAAAGAUGCUGCGAUCGAAACGACGGAGGGAGACCACCGACCCCAGUCCUUUGAUGACCUGCUGAAUGCAGUUGAUGAAGAAACUGUCUGUACCGAACAUUCUUCUGCAAUAGAUGAAGUGCACCACUGUGACCCAGUCACUCAGGCAGAUAAUGAGCCAUUUCUUGUGGAGGCUUCCACAAUGACAGAGGACUCAGUAGAAACCUCAAAGCUUCUGUUCUUCUGCUGUGAGAAGGAUGGAGACGGUACUGCCACUCAAAUUGAGAGCGUGCCAACAGUGGACGUGGGGACUGCGUGCCCAGGUGUGCAGUACGGGACGAAGGGCACCGGGACCAUCUACAAGGAAGUGUAUUUCGGUGGCUACAAGUCUAUCGUAGAUGAUGAACAGCGGCUACUGGACCUUACAGGCGUGACGCUCGUGAUCCUGGCCAUCCUACGGAGCCUGCUUCCAGACAGAUGCCGCCACCCUCGUGAACUUGACAUCAAUGACAAACUCAUACUCUUUCUAAUGAAGAUGAAGCACGGCCUGCCAUUUUCCUGUUUGGCGUCACUUUUCGGCAUUCACCGCACCACAGCAGCGAAAAUAUUUAAGUCCAUCCUUCUGAAGCUGUGUGCGGCAACGAGGUCGUGGCUGUUCUGGCCUAGCAGGGCUGCUAUACGAGCAACUAUGCCGCCUAGUAUUUCACUGCUGUACCCAAACUGCAGGGUCAUCAUUGAUUGUACUGAACUGAAGGCUGAAACACCACCAGGUGUGGAGGCACAAAAUAUGUGGUACUCCCACUAUAAAGGGACAUACACAAUCAAGUACCUGGUAGGAAUAGCACCGAAUGGCCUGGUCACCUUCCUCUCCCCAGGAUUCGGAGGGAGGGCCAACGACACUAGCGUCACAGUUGAAGCUGGUGUGUUGCCACUGUUGGAACCAGGAGACCUUGUACUCGCUGACAAAGGCUUUCCCGGAAUCCGAACAGGUGUUGGACAGCAAGGAGCUACACUAGUUAUGCCUCCUUUUGCAACCAAGCCGCAGUUCACUGAGGCAGAAGCAGAUGCCACCUACGAUACUGCAUCUGUACGAAUCCACGUGGAAAGAGUCAUACAGAGGCUACGCAUAUUUGAUAUUUUAAAUACAAGAAUUCCCCAAGAACUUGCCAUGUACAUGGACAAAAUUAUGCACAUAGUAUGUGUGCUAACUAACCUCAGGCCUGGAAUAUUUCGAAAAGUGCAGCCUACUGUCGAUGACACACAGUGAUGUAGCAGCCACAAAUCAUACAUGAAGUGAAUACAGCAGUUAUUGUAAUUAGCUUUCCUUUCGGCAUUUUAAUUGUGUGGCAGC
Molecule: messenger RNA, 1647 nt
Organism: Ornithodoros turicata
Lineage: Eukaryota; Metazoa; Arthropoda; Arachnida; Ixodida; Argasidae
Exons: 5
Coding region: 1-1563 (520 amino acids)
Source: RefSeq, a predicted model, not a curated record